AUGACCAGCGGCGUUUCCUUGCGCUCACCUGCUCACACGACUCCAGCCCCAAGAAUGCCCCAAACAAUCGCUCCAGCAAUUGCCCACGCGACAUCGAUACCUACCAACCCCUCUUAUACAAUAGCUAUAGCUCUCUCACAAGAUAUACCCUACCUCACCACAAUCCAGUGGGCCGCUCUGACCUCAAACCCUUUGAUCAAAACCCUCUACCCGCAUGGCCCAACUCCCGCCCUCACAGCCUUCACACGGAACUCCUAUACAAAAGCCCUGCAAUUUCCCUCUGUCCGCAUAAUCAAAGCUACGGAUACCAGUAGAGGCGAGAUUGUGGCGUUUGCGAAAUGGAUCAAGUAUCCCGAAGAGAUACCAGAACCUCUGGAAGGCGAAGGGGGUAGGAUCCAAAGUGUAGGACAAGCGGGCGCGGGAGGGUGGAGCAAGGGAAAUAUUCCAAGUCAGAAACCUGAUGAUGUGAAUAAGAGAGCGCUGGGUGACUGGAAUGGGGUCAUAACACAGAUGAGGAAGGGGAUUAUGAAGAAUAGACGGCACACAUGUCGCGCGAAGCCGGAUCCGUGCAAUUUGGAGUGCUACUUUGGGAGCAUUGCGCCUGCCCUAUGGGUGCUCGAUAUCCUCCACACGCAUCCUUCCCACCAAGGCCGAGGCGCCGGCGCCCAAUUGGUGAAAUGGGGCACCGACCUCGCCGACAAAGAGGGCUUACAAUGCUACCUCGAGUCUUCCCCAACCGGGUAUUCGCUCUUCAAGAAAUGCGACUUCGAAGACGUCACUGAGAUGGAGAUUGAGCUCAACAAAUACAAAAAUGACGGCUACGGACAAAACAAAUACAAGCACAUAGUCAUGAUACGACCUCCCAACGUCCCGCCAAAGGUUCCGCCGAAGGAUCUGGUUAUCGAAAAACACCCUAUUGGAUAUUGGGAUUUUGGGCUGCCUACCACAGCGGAGAGUUCGGAGAAUGAUAAUGAUAGUAGUAGGGACGAGGGUUCUGGCGCAUUAUCGGAGAAGAAUAGACAUUAUGGCAUCGUGGGUGCUGUGGGAGGGACGAGUCAGGAACCGUUCAGGCCGACGAGCCAUUUUGGGAUUUUGGAUACGGUCAGUGAGGGUGGGGAGGGCGUGAGUCGGCCUACGAGUCAUUUCAUGUCUGGGAAUGCUGGGGAGGAACCUUCGAGGCCGGUCUCGUUGAUAUAG
Molecule: messenger RNA, 1197 nt
Organism: Letharia columbiana
Lineage: Eukaryota; Fungi; Ascomycota; Lecanoromycetes; Lecanorales; Parmeliaceae
Exons: 2
Coding region: 1-1197 (398 amino acids)
Molecular function (GO): acyltransferase activity, transferring groups other than amino-acyl groups
Source: RefSeq, a predicted model, not a curated record